AUGGUGCCUGAUCGACUAACCUUACAAAUGAUGGAAAAGAAGCCGACAGAGACUUUUCGACAAUAUGCACAAAGAUGGAGGGAUAUCUCGACUCAGGUAGAGCCUCCGCUAACUAAGACAGAGAUAAUGGUCCUCUUCAUUAAUACUCUCAAAGCGCCGUUUUACGAUAAAUUGGUAGGAAGUGCCACAAAGGACUUCGCGGAUAUUGUAAUAUCCGGGGAGCUUAUUGAAAACGCCGUCAAGAGUGGGAGAAUGGAAGGCCCUGAGAGUUCGAAGAGGGUAGUACCCGCAAAGAAAAAGGAGGCAGAGGCUCAUAUGGUUGGAACCGAGAGUCCUUACCAUCAAGCACCUCCGUCUUACCUCGUUUAUGCUAUGAAUAACCAAAGACCAUUCACCUUGUUCCCACCAAACACCAUGCCUACACAAAGUCAACCUAAAAAUGAUCAAAGACCAGCAAGACCCAUUCCUGAAAAACAUCAAUUCACCCCAAUUCCUGUGCUAUACGGAGAAUUAUACCCGAAACUGUUGGAGAAGCAAUUGAUAUCCCCACAUUAUAUGGCACCCCUGAAGCCCCCUUACCCGAGGUGGUAUGAUCCUAAUGCUAGUUGUGUGUAUCACGCUGGGAAUCAAGGACACUCUACAGAAAAUUGUGUGGCCUUUAAAAAGAGGGUUCAAGGUCUCAUCGAUGCUGGCAUUUUACGAUUUGAUGGUGUUAGCAAUGUGACGGGAAAUCCUCUUCCUAACCAUACUGGCGGGAAUGUAAAUGCGGUGACAGAUGAAGACAGUUGGCAAGCCAAAUGUGAUGUUAAUGAAGUAAGGACACAUUUGAAGAAGGUAUGGGAGAUGAUGAUUGAAAAUGGCUUGCUCUGUCCGUCUAGUAAGAUCCUUAAAGAAGAAAGUACAAAAGACCAGAGUUUCUGUGAUUUUCAUGGCAUCGAAGGGCAUGACAUCCAAUCUUGCAGGGAAGUUAGAAAAUUACUUCAAGACAUGAUGGAUAACAAGGAGGUCAAAGUCUUUGAUAGUGUGGAAGGGGCCGAGGAGAGAGAAAUAUGUGCCUCUGAUGAUCAAUUGAUGGCUUUCCCCUAUAGCGUCGAUAGACCCUUGGUGAUUUAUUACGAGGCAAAGAAGGAAGAAGUUAGUCGAGAAGUUAAACCAAGUUUGAUAAGUGAAGUACCUGCUCAUUUCCCUUAUAAGGACAACAAGGCAGUGCCUUGGAAUUAUGAUGUCAAUAUCAUUGUACCUGAGGGUGAAAAGUCCAAGGUUGUGAGUGAAGGUGUUAGCGGAGUAGAACAUUUUACUCGUAGUGGAAGAUGUUAUUCUCCGAAGACGGUUGAGCCAAAGAAGAAGGUUGCUGGUCCGAGCCAAAAAGGAAAAGCACCAAAGUAUGAGGUUGAGGAUGAUGUUGAAACACAACUUGAGCAGGAAGAUAAAAAGGCUGUGAAUGAGGAGGAAGCACAUGAGUUCUUAAAGUUUAUUAAGCACAGUGAAUAUAGCGUCGUAGAACAAUUAAACAAGCAGCCGGCCCGAAUCUCGGUAUUGUCUCUAUUGUUGAACUCGGAGCCACAUCGAAAUGCCUUGUUAAAAGUGUUAAAUCAAGCUUAUGUGGUGAACAAUGUAUCCGUGGAAAAGCUUGAUAGGUGGGCAAAUAAUUUAAAUGCAGAUAAUUUCAUCUCUUUUAGUGAUGACGAAAUACCGCCAAAUGGUAGGGGCUCCGUAAAAGCAUUGCACAUCACAACCAAUUGCAAAGGUUACAUAUUACCAAAUGUGAUUAUCGACAAUGGAUCUGCACUCAAUGUUAUGCCCUUGGCCACGCUUUCUAGGAUGCCGGUUGACAUGUCUUAUCUGAGGCCUUGUUAUUCUACAGUAAGGGCAUUUGAUGGGACACGGCGAGAAGUCAUGGGAAAGAUCAAAAUUCCUUUAAAAGUGGGGCCAUAUGAAGACCUUGGAUCCAUUCUGUGGGCGCCUUCAUCUCUCCAUCAAAAAGUAAAGUUCAUCAUGGAUAGCCGUUUGAUUACUGUUGGUGGUGAGAAAGACAUCAUCGCAUCUAUCUCUACUGAUGCACCCUACAUCGAAAUAAGCGAGGAGGCGGUAGAAUGUUCUUUUCGCUCCUUGGAAUUUAUCAAUGCUACAUUUGUUGCUGAAGGGAAUAAGAUCCCCAUUCUCAAACUGUCAAGGAAUACCGGGAUGAGAAUUAAGCUGACUGUGGGAAAAGGAGCUCGAGCGAGGAAAAGUUUGGGAAAAUAUCAACAAUGGAUGGUUAGAGCUUUGAAACCAACGCACCAGAAGGGCCGAUACGGUUUGGGGUUCAAACCAGAUAUACAUCAAAGAAGAAAACAAUUGCAGAAAGAUCGAGAGAGAAGAAUCGCAAGGGCUUCAGGCCAGGAAUUAGGGUGGGAGCAGUUAGUGUAUCCUCCUUUGUUAAGAACAUUUACAUCAGCAGGAGUGAUGUACCCAGGGCAGAACAACUCGUAA
This is a messenger RNA of Gossypium raimondii (Peruvian cotton), 2472 nucleotides long. RefSeq lists its product as uncharacterized. The record is from RefSeq and is a predicted model, not a curated record. Lineage: Eukaryota; Viridiplantae; Streptophyta; Magnoliopsida; Malvales; Malvaceae. The transcript has 3 exons. The coding region runs from base 1 to 2472 and encodes 823 amino acids.